AUACUUCAUGGAACAAGAAAUAACAAUCUGUUCAUUAUGGUGUAAAACGCAAAUCUGUCCACUGCUUUCAUGGAGUACUAUGGUGCAGUCCAUCCGUCUUUCUUUGCGUGCAAUCAUGUCAUGGCUGAAGUUUUGCGGACCCAAUUAGGAAAUAAAUGCACUUGGAAUAAAAAAGAUGAAUGAUGCUGGUGAUUGGUGUCCUUCUUGUCUUGACACUCUGCUGUGUUCAGCCCACCCUGUCUUCAUGGGGAGACAAAAUGUACAGAUUUCAAGACUGCUUAACUGAGUGUAGUGCAUUGUGCUACAAAAAAGGAUACCCCAAGGAUCUUCCCUUGACCUUGAGAGUGUUUGGAUGGGCAUGUGGCGACGAGUGCAAGUAUCAGUGUAUGCAUGAAGUAACAGAAUAUGAUGUGCAGCACAGCAGACCUAUUAAGCAGUUUUAUGGAAAGUGGCCAUUUGUACGACUGUUUGGGAUACAGGAACCUGCCUCAGCAAUAUUCUCUCUCCUGAAUGGAGUAGGACAUCUGAUCGGAUGGCGAAGAUACAGGAAUUCUGUACCACCCCAUCACAAGAUGUAUAACUUAUGGAGAAGUUACAUGCUGGUUAACAUCAAUGCUUGGUUGUGGUCCACUGUUUUCCAUUCAAGAGACAUCAGUUGGACGGAGAAACUGGAUUAUUUUUCUGCUACAUCCCUUGUUUUAUGCUCCAUUUUCUGCUUCUUUGUGAGGGUAGCAGGUCCCGAGAAGAGGUUGGUUUGUGGCUGCUUUGGAGCAGUUCUUUUGAUUCUUUUUUGCUGCCAUAUGUUCUACCUUGGUAUGGUCAAAAUGGACUACAGCUAUAACAUUGCUGCGAAUGUUGCUAUAGGGAUUAUUAACAUGACAGGGUGGAUACUAUGGUGUGCAAAGAACCUUCGUCAACAGCCCUAUUUGUGGAAGUGUAUUGUCAUAUCAGCUAGCUUGUUCUUUCUGGUUGGACUAGAGGUGUUUGAUUUCCCGCCUUUGUGGUGGAUAUUUGAUGCUCACUCUUUAUGGCAUCUCAGCACAAUUCCUUUCUGUUACUUCUGGUACAGUUUUUUGAUAGAUGACUGUAGGUACCAGAUGGAAGAAGACAAGCGACCAAAAGAAGCAUGAUGACAUAGCAUCACCAAGGAAACCUGAAUGACUUAUUUUAAAAGAAAAUGCAAUGUAAUAUAUACUUCGUAAAUCUCUCUGCACCUCGACAAAGACCUUAAACAUUUUACUAAAUAAUUGUAAUAUAAUAAAUCUCUCUGCACCUCGACAAAAACCUUAAACAUUUUACUAAAUGAUGUAAUAUAAUAUAUCGAACAAAA
Messenger RNA from Nematostella vectensis (starlet sea anemone), 1330 nucleotides. RefSeq names its product post-GPI attachment to proteins factor 3. The transcript has 10 exons. The record is from RefSeq and is a predicted model, not a curated record. Lineage: Eukaryota; Metazoa; Cnidaria; Anthozoa; Actiniaria; Edwardsiidae. Gene Ontology annotation, molecular function: hydrolase activity, acting on ester bonds. Gene Ontology annotation, cellular component: endoplasmic reticulum membrane. Bases 180 to 1130 code for a protein of 316 amino acids. Gene Ontology annotation, biological process: GPI anchor biosynthetic process.